Molecule: messenger RNA, 1067 nt
Organism: Actinia tenebrosa (Australian red waratah sea anemone)
Lineage: Eukaryota; Metazoa; Cnidaria; Anthozoa; Actiniaria; Actiniidae
Product: SH3 domain-binding protein 5-like
Biological process (GO): intracellular signal transduction
Cellular component (GO): cytoplasm
Molecular function (GO): protein kinase inhibitor activity
Source: RefSeq, a predicted model, not a curated record
AUCGAAUGAUUGGUGGUAAUAAUUCAUACGACUGUCGAACCGCGAACCCUUCAGGCUAGAAAAUCAAACGAGCAUCUUAUCUUGGAAGUUGCUCUGAUGGCUUCCUCUCCGAAUCCUAGUCCUAGUACACUAAAUAAUACAGAGGAUGGAGAAGAAAAUAGUGGCGAUGAAGACGAGACUGAUGAAAUGCUCGAUCCUCGCGUGAAGGUCGAGCUAGAGAGGCUGAAUUCAGCUACCACGAACAUUAAUGAAUUGGAGCAAGAACUAGAGGAAAUGCAUACUAUCUUUAGACAAACGUUGAGUGAGUCAGCCUUUGUGCUGAAGACUCAAGCAAAUAUGCUUGGCAAGUGUGUGAGGCAGUCAAGACCUUAUUAUGAAGAACUAGAGAUAGCAAAACAGAUUCAAGUGGAAACUCAAAAGGCAGCUCUUAAGUAUGAAAGAGCCUGUAGCCAGCACCAAGCUGCCAAGCAUAUGGUUGGUAGAGCAGAACAAAAACUUGCAUCAACAUCAACAGAGCACAAGAGCCUUGAUCCUGCUUGGCAGGAUAUGCUCAACAAGGCCAUUAAAAAAGUCAUGGAUUCAGAGCUUAAAAAACAGAAAAGUGAACAAGAACACCUAGAAGUGGCACACAAACUAACCUUAGCUAAUAAGACUGUUUCAAACCUUAAAACUAAACUCAAGUCAGCCAUCAACAAAUCAAAGAUUUAUUUCGAUUUAAGAGACAAGUACAUGGAAGUCCUUGAGGAACACAAGCAACAUAUAAUUUCUUUGAAAAACCAACUAAGAGACUCAAAACAAAGUUACUCGAGCUCGUUGAGGAAGCUCGAAGGUAUUAGUGAUGAGAUUCACGAAAUGCGACGGAGUCAAAGUCAGUUGGAGAUGUGUCUUUCUCCAAGGCAAGAUGGCGUCGGGGCUGAGGAUCCGCCAUCGUCUACAUCCGACAGUGCUUUUGAAGAUUGUUCUGAUAUUAACGAAAUGAAGCGAAAACUAGAAGCAAUAGAUGGGAGUAUUGAUGAGACGUUAGAGGAAGAAAAGGUUGAAACGACGCCUUCAGAGUAGUAAAAAAA